CGUAAACAAAUGACUUUCGGCGAGCAACAUUUCAAAUGUGCUAAUAAUUUGUACAAAAACGUAUUCUACAAGCAAUAUUUUCUUGUGAACUUACAAUAAAAUGUUAAUUGCCCGGUGUCGAAGCAGUUUCUCCUCUCUAAGUUUCGUUACUGAGUGGUGCUAGGAGAGUUUUCGCCGAAAUUACAAAUGAAUCAGAGUCAACAGAAAGCGAAGAAGGAAGAGAGAAAGAAAGAUGUACCAAAACAGGUUCAAAAGAAGAGUCCGGAGAAGAAUAUGUCUGAAAUUGACGAGCAUAUACAAAAACGGUUUGAGAUUAAGAAGCGGCUGGGGAAAGGUGCUUAUGGGAUAGUGUGGAAGGCGGUGGAUAAGAAGACUAAGGAUGUGGUCGCUAUAAAGAAGAUUUUUGAUGCAUUUAGAAACCAAACAGAUGCCCAGAGGACUUUCAGGGAGAUUAUAUUCCUCCAAUCGUUCAGAAACCAUCCAAAUAUUGUGAAACUUCAUAGUAUACACAGGGCUUUGAACAACCGCGACAUCUACCUCGGCUUCGAGUAUAUGGAGACUGACCUCCAUAACGUGAUUAAACGCGGGAACAUACUGAAGGAUAUACACAAGCGUUACAUUAUGUAUCAAAUGCUGAAGGCGACGAAGUAUAUACAUUCUGGAAAUGUUAUACACAGGGAUCAGAAGCCGAGUAAUGUGCUCAUUGAUAGCGCUUGCAGAGUGAAGCUGGCAGAUUUUGGGCUGGCUAGAUCUGUGUCCAGCAUGUAUUCUGGCGGGGAGGAAGGCGCGGACCCCUGCCUCACAGACUACGUCGCAACAAGGUGGUAUCGCGCGCCUGAGAUACUGAUCGCUAGCAAGAACUACACGAAGGGCAUAGACAUGUGGUCCCUGGGUUGCAUCCUGGGGGAGAUGCUGACCGGCAAGCCCCUGUUCCCGGGGACCUCCACCGUCAACCAGAUCGAGAGGAUAAUGGCCGCGUUGCCCAAACCUUCGUCCGAUGAUAUAACAGCAGUCUGCAGCGGCUACGGUUCAUCCCUGAUCAAGGAGCAAGCCUCCAACACCAGUGGGGGUCCUCCGCUGACGUCACUGUUGUCCUGCGCGCCCAGGGACGCCGCUGACCUGGUCCAGAGACUCCUCGUCUUCAAUCCAGCGAAGAGAUUGAGCGCCGAGAGGGCGUUGGACCACGAAUAUGUGGGGAAAUUCCAUCGUGAACGCGACGAGCCUACUCUCCCGUCAGACGUGCUUCUCCCACUGAGAGACGACAAACAGGUGUCUGUGGACGACUACAGGAACAAACUGUACAGCAUCAUGGCUAAAGGGAACGCUGUCAGCCAGAGGAAGCAUCAGAGCAGCAAGACUCUACCCCUGCCGUCGACCGCGAGCAAGAGCUCCAAAUCGUUCCACGACGUUGAAAAAUCCUACUUCAAAACCGGCAAACACACAGCCUCCGCCGAUACGAAGUCCCGACAGGCCAAAUUAGACAGGACCAAAGAGUAUAGAUCGGAACAGACCAUAAACAAACCAUUGAGGGCUACCAGAGCUUACCACGACUGGACAGAGACGCAUUGCCAAGGGGAUUAUUUUCAAGCGGUGCGCAGACAGUCUCCAGACAGCUACGUUGGCGGUAAGAAGGCUUCUUUGCAGCACAGGAGGAAUUCUACGUCGUUCUCAACGGUCACCAUCGGCGGGGAUGCUGACUAUGGCCUGAAGAAUCAGAGGCAUGGAGUUAUAACGGCCAGCGCUUUGAUGGACUUGAGGACUAGUAUCCGAUGAGCCGUAGGAGUUUUUAGGGCGGUGAAUCUCUUUUUUUUUU
This is a messenger RNA of Amyelois transitella, 1813 nucleotides long. It is a transcript of the gene Erk7, whose product is annotated as mitogen-activated protein kinase 15. Gene Ontology annotation, biological process: intracellular signal transduction; protein phosphorylation. The transcript is spliced from 8 exons. The coding region runs from base 187 to 1773 and encodes 528 amino acids. Gene Ontology annotation, molecular function: ATP binding; MAP kinase activity. Gene Ontology annotation, cellular component: nucleus; cytoplasm. The record is from RefSeq and is a predicted model, not a curated record. Lineage: Eukaryota; Metazoa; Arthropoda; Insecta; Lepidoptera; Pyralidae.